AUGCUUCGAAGAUUUCUUUCCGACAAGCUAGGGUUUUAGGUUUAUAACCUCUGCCAAAAGGAAAAAAAAAAAAAUUUCCUUCAACAGUUAUCGGAAUCAAUGGCGUCUAGGGUGUCGCUUAAGAGCAAAGGGAAAAGCAGCAGCGGGAAGGGAAACAAAGUUAUGGAAGAGAAAUCGAUGGCGCAGUGCUUAAAGGAGUGGAGCACUUGGACUAUGAAGAAGGCUAAAGUCGUUACUCAUUAUGGAUUCAUUCCUUUGAUUAUCAUAAUCGGUAUGAAUUCCGAGCCUAAGCCCCAGCUUUACCAGCUCCUGACUCCUGUCUGAUCAAAUCAAUCGAUGCCAGAUCGGGAUGGUUUGGCUUCUCUUCUUUUGAGUCGAUGCCUAUUUGUCGAAUCUACAUGGAUUGAUUGAGGGUUCUUAUUUUAGCGUAGGAGAUGUACGAUCUAUGGAUUUUAUGUAAGUCUGUGGAUGGUUUAAUUAAUAUAAUAUGUGAAAGUUUUUUUAAUCGUAUUUGUGGGUGUGGAUUUUUGGUUGAAUAAUACAAAAUAUUUGCUGGUUAGGGUUUUCGUA
Jatropha curcas is the source of this 570-nucleotide messenger RNA. RefSeq names its product mitochondrial import receptor subunit TOM7-1. Gene Ontology annotation, biological process: protein import into mitochondrial matrix. Gene Ontology annotation, cellular component: mitochondrial outer membrane translocase complex. The record is from RefSeq and is a predicted model, not a curated record. NCBI's taxonomy places the organism in Eukaryota, Viridiplantae, Streptophyta, Magnoliopsida, Malpighiales, Euphorbiaceae.